AUGAAGUUCGUUUCCGAAGAACGCAAGCACUUUCACGAAGAAUGCUCAACUUUGAUUUUGCCUGCUGUAUCUAUUGGCAAUGUUGGUCAGCUAACAGCGGACCUUUUGGUUUCAUCAUUGGGUUCUGAGAAAGUUGGUUACUUAGACGAUCCUUACGUUCUUCCAUGUGUUGGCAAUGAUGCUUAUGGACCUGUUCCUCAAGGAGAUCUUGCACUUCCUCUUGAAGCUUACGAUUCUCCUGCUAAUGGUCUCACUAUUAUACAGCAGAGAUCUCCUGUAAUUAAGGGAACGAUGCUCAAGUUUGCAAAAAACAUGGCUGAUUUUAUUGCCGGAAGUGGAAAGAAGCAUAUUAUUAUUCUCUCCAGCUUAGAUUUUGGGAAGUGGCAAAAGGUUGACAUGUCAAGUGGUUUGCAGAUUUACUACCUAUCCAGCGCCAACGGCAACGGAACGGACGAAAACUGUGAACAGCUUGGAUGGAAGAAACUUCAGGAGUAUGACCCUUCCCAAAAACAUUGGAAAUAUCUUAGUGAUUUAGCUGACGGAAAUGCAACUACGGAAGACACUAUUUCUAUAGAAGAUGAACUAGAAGAAGAUUAUUAUGCUAGUUUGCCUUUUGCUGCACUUUUUUCUUUUCUCAAGGCUAAAGGUUUGAAGGUCACGUGCUUGUUAUGUUAUUGCUCAGAAGGAGACAACACAUCUGAUGCUUUUCAAUUAGCUGAUGCAGCAUGCAAACUUCUAAAGCCAAGUCACCCUAAUUCUGGAAUUGAAGGUAUCAAAUGGCGAGUUCCACUUUCUUGGAUGUCUGUAUAUGGACCACCUCCAGAUGUGUCCAUCUUUUAA
This is a messenger RNA of Vicia faba (fava bean), 840 nucleotides long. Lineage: Eukaryota; Viridiplantae; Streptophyta; Magnoliopsida; Fabales; Fabaceae. The record is from the annotation of a GenBank genome assembly.